AUGGCUCCCAUUAGAUACGACGAAAGCAUAGAGUCCUUUAUGGAAGCCAAAACCCUAACAAUAACCGACGGUCAAACCCUCCACCGCAUUCUCCGCUGGCCCCGUCCCAAGUACCUCCAUCAAGCUCGCCGCCUCAACAUCUCCCUCCGCCACGACAGCGGCAAUUUUCUUUACCUCAACGGCGCCUCCAUGUGGCACAUACUCUCCGAGCAGGAAUCGUGCCAGGCGGAGAGCAUCUACCUCUGGCUCGACGCCGACUGCCCUGUCACACGUCGCCUGCUGCCCGAGUUCCGCGAGCUGUACAACUGUGUACCGCCAUCCGUCGCGGCCCGCUUGACUAUUGAUUUCCCCUGUGACGCCGAAGACGGGUUCUGGGCGUGGGAGGACGGGGUGGAGGUUGAAUCGCGGGAGGGCGGUGGACAGCUGGAGAGGUUGGGUCCGCUGGUGCCUGAGUUCCGGGUCGUUGCGAGGGGGCGGCAAAGGUUUAAUGAGACUUCGGCCGGAUAUGUUAGUUGCGUUGAUCGGGGGAGCCCUAGGAGGAGAGUCUUGAGGGCGAGUAAUCCGUUUGAGGAUAUUUUGCUCUAUGGGAGAGGAUUCGUUGAUGGGUCAUACGUCUAG
Colletotrichum costaricense is the source of this 618-nucleotide messenger RNA. RefSeq lists its product as uncharacterized. The transcript has a single exon. The coding region runs from base 1 to 618 and encodes 205 amino acids. Lineage: Eukaryota; Fungi; Ascomycota; Sordariomycetes; Glomerellales; Glomerellaceae. The record is from RefSeq and is a predicted model, not a curated record.